Molecule: messenger RNA, 2684 nt
Organism: Aspergillus ibericus CBS 121593
Lineage: Eukaryota; Fungi; Ascomycota; Eurotiomycetes; Eurotiales; Aspergillaceae
Product: forkhead box transcription factor
Exons: 1
Coding region: 109-2268 (719 amino acids)
Biological process (GO): regulation of transcription by RNA polymerase II
Molecular function (GO): DNA-binding transcription factor activity, RNA polymerase II-specific; RNA polymerase II cis-regulatory region sequence-specific DNA binding
Source: RefSeq, a predicted model, not a curated record
UGGUGUCCAAGGUACCUAAAUCCUUGCCCUGUCGCCAUACACCAUUUGUCCCGCAACAGGUGUCCCUUGAUAUCGAGUUACUGAGACGGGGGCAUAGCUCGUGGCAGUAUGAGUCCGACGCGUCCUGCGCCGACAACAUCUGAACCUUCGUCAUACGGCAAAGUCAUUUCCAAGCCCCGUCCUCGUUUAGAACCCUCGCCUUUACCUCUGCAGCCCAUAAAGAAUGUAUCUUUGGGCCAAGACCGUGCCCUGAAUCCGGCCUCUGCCAAGUCACACAAGCCCUCACCCACGAAACCUGUCCGCGGUUCGAGUAAUUUGUUUUCUGGACGUGGGAAGCUAGGAUUUGUUUCUAUCACCGCUCCUCCCCCGCCAGCGUUUACAACAGAUUCCCCGUCUAAACGCCCAUCCUUCGCAUACCACCACACUGCUGCAACUGCGUCAUCUUCAAUGCCCCAAUCCGCUUUAUUCACGACCUUCUCUACAGUGAACACCGGGAAAAAUUCACCAAAGGAAGCCCGAUCUCCAGAUGAACCCAAUAGCGAUAACUUUGCCGACUUUCCGGAACCUUCAUUCAUAUCUAAGCCUCCUCUGAAGAGGACGCUUAUGGAAGCGGCGCCGCUGAAGGAACGACAAACAAAAAAGCAGAAGCGCGAGUGUUCUUAUAGUACGCGCUUACCGGAACCUCAUGAAAUGCCCACCAUAGAAGAUGAUGGCACAAAGCCUCCUUAUAGUUAUGCGACGCUGAUCGGCAUGUCUAUUCUCCGAGCACCCAACAGGCGAUUAACAUUAGCGCAGAUUUACAAGUGGAUCUCAGACACAUUUUCGUACUACAAAAAUAGUGACCCAGGCUGGCAGAACAGUAUUCGGCACAAUCUCAGUUUGAAUAAAGCGUUUAUCAAGCAAGAACGGCCGAAGGAUGACCCAGGUAAAGGCAACUACUGGGCCAUUGAACCUGGCAUGGAAGCACAGUUCCUCAAAGACAAGCCGCUGCGUAGGGCGACCAUGUCUAGUCUCCCCCUCCCGGCAGUGCCUCCGAAGGAAAAUGCACAGUCGCAAUGCUCACGCACGACUACCUGGGCAGUCCCGCCACCUACGUUACAAUCGGCAGCAAAGCAAUCAAAACCGGUGGAUCUAUCCUCAGACGCCACACUCCCGGCUUCUGAUCCUGCUCUUCAGGAAGACACGAGUGAUGAACAUCAUAACCCUCCUAUGCCGCAGACUCUUGGUCCCCGUUCUUCUCCACUCCAGCCCAUACACUCAUCGCCUCCUGUUGUGCCACCCCGUUACACCCGGCAAGGGACCCCCCCAACACCGUCCCAGCCUAUCACAUCGUCGGGUAUUAUCUCUAUAUCCAACAAGAGGAAAUCAAACGCAAUGAAUGAUAGCGGAUACUUUUCAUCGCUGGAGUCUUCCGCUAUGCGGCCAAGCAAGGCUGCGCAUAUCUUGACUUCAGAUUUGGAUAUCGAUCCGCCUCGCAUUAAACGUGGCCGGGCAGAGGAGGAGAUUGCCCGGAUUCGAAGUUCGUCCCAUGACCUUAGCCCAAGUCAAUGUGGCAUCUUGAAGGAUUCAGGAAUGAUUGUCGGGUCCUCUCCACUCCGCGGUGAAUACGUCAGCAUGCUACCCCCUCCCAUUACGCCUAUCAUUAAAUUUAAAAAACCUGCGAAGCCACCGCCUUCGGUAUCACCGAACACCAAUCUUCGAAAUCACCGCAAAAAAAUCCAACAAAUGGUCAAUUCUCCAAUCAAGCAUCUGGGUCUCACUGACGAGGAUCUCCCAUGGAGCCCAGCCUUCAAUAUUCAAGAUGAAACAUUCACGCCAAAUGAAAAUCUUCAUACAAGCUUCGACGUUUUUGCAGACUCCGCCACAGACAAUGUCUCGACAUCAGCAUACGGGUCGCCAGAGAAGCGGUCUGCCAAGCGCACCCGAACAGAUGUUGGCGGGUCAAAUGGUAACAUACUCGCCGAUAUCACGGCUAUGAAUGUCAACAAUAGGUUGGGUGUGCAUUCAUUGCAGUCAUCGACCAAAGCAAAAGGCCUUCUUUUUCCCGAGUCGCCCUCCAAGAUGCCCGACUCAGGGCGAUAUCUUGAUUCUGCGCAUGAAGAUUUCUUCUCGUUUCAUCUAUUUGAUGAAAGCCCUGGGGAAGUUGACGGUGUGGAUCUCCUUCAAGGAUUUCAGAAGAUUGGGGGUGCGAGCAAGGAAGAAUCAAGGUCUAAACCUUAUCCACCAAGGCCUCCGUGUAGUCACCGAAGCAAUACAUCGCUGUUCUGAUGCUCAGGACGCAUGGGUUUGAGGAACGAAUGGCAAGGAAUAAUAUUAAGGGAGAACAAACCCUAGCGGAUCAACGCCCAAACAUUACUCGAUAUUUCAGUCAGCGCCUAGGGAGUUUGGGUAUUUUCUAUUUGGAUGGCGUACUCUGACAAGCUACCGGGUUUCGUGGGUAAGAAUUGGGUUUUCAUGCAUGUUUUUUGUGUGUUCGUUUCGGUUUUGAGCACUUUGGAUUCUAGGAGUUUUUUCCUUUUUGGGUUGGUUGGGUGGCAGUCGGGUUUGACAUUUACCGGGCCUGGGAUGACCUUGUUACGACCUUUAUGACGACAUUUGGUAAGAUGUACAUGAGUAUGUGAUGUCUAAACGAACCUGAAAUUGUGCCUUUUGCCUGCGUGCUGAUUUGAUAUUUCUUGCUUGUU